Actinia tenebrosa (Australian red waratah sea anemone) is the source of this 2964-nucleotide messenger RNA. Its product is annotated as endothelin-converting enzyme homolog. Gene Ontology annotation, cellular component: plasma membrane. The record is from RefSeq and is a predicted model, not a curated record. Gene Ontology annotation, biological process: protein processing. Lineage: Eukaryota; Metazoa; Cnidaria; Anthozoa; Actiniaria; Actiniidae. Gene Ontology annotation, molecular function: metalloendopeptidase activity.
CGCACAUAGACUUAACGUCGCCUCGCACAUGUCAUUCGAAUUAUAGAUGAUGAUUGUUUUAAGUCACUUAACGGCUAAUAUUCAUUUGCCUAUAUUAAGAGACGAGCAGCUUCAAGCAGCACAUUUUACACUCUUGAGACUCUUACCUCGGAUUUCUUUCAAAACCAAAAUUCAUCAUCGCUAGGAAUGUCUUUGUCAGGUUCUUGUACAUUCAAAGAGCUGAAGAAAUCGGAGGAUUUGGAACAGAACGGAGAUGUUACCUAUAGCACCGAAAAYAUCGAAAAUGCCCCAACUCAAAGUCUUAAAAAACGGAAGAAAACGUUUCAGAAAAUUCUUAUAGCCAUCGUGGUCGUUCUGCUUGUCAUCUGUCUUGUACUUGUCGUUCUGUACGCUCUGGAAGUGAAGAAGAUAAAGAAAGACGAGAAAAGAUCUGGUGAAAAGUUCUGUUAUAGUUCUAAAUGUCUUGAAGUUGCAGCUAGAAUCAUGGAAGAUAUGAAUAAGAGUGCAAAUCCAUGUGAGAAUUUUAUGAAAUAUUCCUGUGAUGGCUGGGUAAAAGCCAAUCCUAUACCAGAAGGAGUCAAUGAACAAGCAAACAUGAUGAUUCUUACAAACGUAAAUAAUCAAAAACUACGCUUUAUUAUUGAGCGCCUAGGAAGCUUUGAUACCAAUCAUCCUUAUACAAAGGUUAAGAACUAUUUUACUUCGUGCAYGAAUGAAGAUAGCAUCCAAAGAAAUGCUUUUCAAGAUUUUCAAAAGGUACUGGGAUCUCUAGGUCCUUGGCCAGCACUUGUGAACAAUACUUGGAAUUCAACAAACUGGAAUUGGACAAACGAAAUGGCAAAAUUGAUGAACAAAAACCCUCUUUUCACGAUUGAAGUUAUGGUAAAUCCAAAAGAUACUGGAGAAAACACAUUUCAAAUCUAUCCUCCCGAUAUCGGAAUCAAAGAAGCUUACGAAAAAAACGACAUGAAGAUUUUGAAUGCACUUCUCAACUACAUGGUUCGUGUAAUAGUUCUCCUGGGUGGAGACGAGGAGAGAGCACGAUCACAAAUGAAAGACGUGGUUGACUUUGAAAUGGCUAUUGCAAAGAGUGUGCCAUCGUUUGCUGAUAUUUACUCCAAUUGGUAUAAUACGUACACAAUAGAAUACCUGGAGGCGAAGACCGGGUUUCCAUGGUUACGGUACCUUAACAAAAUGCUCGAUGAAAUAAAUGGGACGAAGCUGGAUGUGAAGAAGAGACUUGUCAUACCACACUUGGGAUACCUCGAGAACCUGGUGAAAAUAAUUGAGAAAACUGAGGAUAGAACUCUCCUUAAUUAUUUCAUGUGGUCAGCAGUCAGAAGUUAUCUAGAAUACAUGACGUCACCAUUCCAAGAAGCAGUCAACGAAUACAGGCUCAAGUCAGAAGGGACAGUUGGCACCAAAGCUCGCUGGUUGGAGUGUAUAACACAGCUGAACGACCAGCAAGGGAUUACGAUGGCUAUGGGGAAACUGUUUAUUGAUAACGAGUUUGAUAAAGAUAUUGUCCCUUUGUUAAAAGAAAUGCUUGACAGCAUCAAAAAGGCGUUUAAAGACGAAGUAGCCGAGCUGGACUGGUUGGACGAGGAAUCCAAGAAAAAUGUGUUUGCGAAGGUUGAUUUAAUGAAGGACAAAAUGGGCUUCCCAGGUCUGUGUAACAACAUGACACUUCUCACAGAAUAUUACAAAGAGCUGGAAGUGAACACGAAAGAUCAUUACCUUUUGAACGCGUUGAACGUUUCCAAAUGGUACAGUCGCACGUUCUUCUCGAAGGUUGGACAACCAGUUGACGAUGAAGAGUGGUUUUCAGGACCUCAAAUAGUCAAUGCCUUCUACAAGAUGAGCCAAAAUGAAAUAAAUAUCAAUGCUGGUAUUCUACAGCCUCCCUUCUACUAUGGUCGACAAGCACCACGAGCAGUUAACUUCGGAGCCAUUGGCACUGUUCUUGGACACGAGCUAACACACGGAUUCGAUGCUCUUGGCAGUCGCUUCAACAAAUAUGGCGAGAUUGGAGAGCCAUGGAUGAGUAACUAUUCGUUCAACCAGUUCCAAAUCAGCUCAAAAUGCCUUGUCGAUCAGUACGAUAACUACUACUCUGAUCUCGGCAACGGAGAGAGUGUGAAGAAUGACGGCGCUCAGACAUUGUCAGAGAACAUUGCCGAUAAUGCAGGACUACGACUCGCGUACAGGGGCUACAAGAACUGGCUGGAUGAACAUGGCGAAGAGGACGAGAUCCCUGGACUGGGAAUAACAAAUGAACAGCUUCUGUUCGUUUCCUUUGGACAACUUUACUGCUACAAAGCCAAUCCAACAGGAAUCAAACGAAGAAUUCAAAUGGACAGUCACGCCAUGCCUGAAUUCAGGGCUAUUGGUAGUGUAUCCAACAUGAAAAGAUUUUCCCAACUUUUUAGUUGUCCUAAAGACUCGAAGAUGAACCCGUCUACCAAGUGUAGAGUCUGGUAAACGUGAAGCAUUCGCCUCUUACUUGUGCCGUACAUCGCUGUUACGGCUUUAAAAAAAACAUUAUUCACUGAACGCCUAGUAUUAUCCCUCCAGGAGAGAAAAGUCCUUCACAGAAGCGAGUGGGGAUUCGCGCUUACCGGUCGCGCGGGAACUGGGAAACGACCCUUUGGGUAGACAGUAGUUGAGUAGGGUACUCAAGUCCUGCCUACUCAAACGCUUCUCCCAGUAGAGUGCAUACCAUAUAUCUGUGAGAAAGUUAACUAACAAAAUUGUACAAAUUUGAGCAAAGGUUUAAGUCUACGGUCUACUGAGGUCUACUGGACUUACUAAUUCGUGCACGUGCAACGUUUUUCACGAAUACAGUCAAUUCAAAAAACGUUGUCGUCGACCAACUCAAGCCUACGCGACUGGUCCGAAAGGAACUCUGGGUAGUAAUCAUUGAAGCCGAGUUGACUCCAUAAUUUUAUCUUGACUAGUUAUGCC